Molecule: messenger RNA, 1863 nt
Organism: Anopheles marshallii
Lineage: Eukaryota; Metazoa; Arthropoda; Insecta; Diptera; Culicidae
Product: FERM, ARHGEF and pleckstrin domain-containing protein 2-like
Exons: 7
Coding region: 1-1863 (620 amino acids)
Molecular function (GO): guanyl-nucleotide exchange factor activity
Source: RefSeq, a predicted model, not a curated record
AUGUACGAGUAUGACUAUCACGGUAUCAAUGGCAACGUUUCGCUUGAUCGACGAAGCGAAAUUGUGCAAUCGCCCAAUCGCUACGAGCUGGCCCUUGGCACUGCGGACAAAUCGAACAACAAUUCCCUUUCCCGGGGUGAUACCGGAUGCUACGAUCUGGGCAGUGCGGAAGCUCGAGCUAGGAACAAUGGCCACUUCGGUGGUAGCAACGGUGGUGCAUUGCACACGGUGGAUGAAAACAUGAUCAACAACAACUACCAAAACCAGCACACGAAUGGUCAAACGUCGUCCGGUGUGGGUAAUGGCAACAGUGGAACACUUCGCUCGAUUGAUGAGGAAAUGCGUAAGAAGAAGUGGCCUACCGAUCGGGCGUACUUCCUCGCGAAAGAACUGCUCAUGACCGAGCGUACGUACAAGAAGGAUUUGGACGUGAUUAAUACGUGGUUCCGUGAGGAGCUUACGCCAGAGGAUUUGGAAAAUCUACAACCUCUGUUUCAGUAUUUUGAGUCUAUGUUGGAGCAUCACAGUGUUUUUCUGCGCGAUCUCGAGCAUCGAAUAUUGCUGUGGGAAGGACGCGGUGGUCACGAAACGCAUCGUAUCGGUGAUGUUAUGCUGAAGAAUAUGGUCGUUUUGCCUAUUUACGACGAGUACGUUGAGAGUCAUCGGGAAAUUUUGGAGCGUCUGAACGAUCUGUUCGAUAACGAUGAAAAGUUCCAGCAAACGUACCGGGAGUUUGAAAUGCAGAAGGUGUGCUAUCUGCCCAUCAGCUACUUCAUUCUGAAGCCACUGCACCGACUAUUGCAUUACGAGCUGCUGUUGGAGCUGCUGCUAACCCAUUACGGUGAGGAGCAUUUCGAUCGUACCGAUUGCCACGGUACGCUGAUGAUGUUGACCCGCACGACUGAGGUGAUACGACGCGAGCUUACGGCGUCGGAAAAUCACAGCUUGUUGUGUGAAAUUCAGCGCGAUAUUGAUGGGUACGAUGGGUUGGUCCAACCGGACCGCAAGCUGAUCCGGCAGGGCUGUCUACUGAAGCAUUCCAAGCGUGGCCUGCAGCAACGUAUGUUCUUCCUAUUCUCCGACGUUUUGCUGUACGCCGUAAAGUCCCCAGUGACGCAAACGUUCAAGGUGCUCGGCCAUGUGCCCGUGCGUUCGCUGCUAACGGAAAACGCAGAGCACAAUGCGUUUGUGAUAUUUGGCGGGCAACGGGCAAUCACUGUGAGUGCGGGCACUACGGUCGAGAAAACGAUUUGGCUAGAGGAAUUGGCGAAAGCGGCCAACAGCUUGAAGUAUAAGCCCCAGACACAGUUGCCAAUCGUGUCGAUCAAAACAUGCACAUCGUCUGAGGAAAAUCUGGAAGCUUGCGGUCUGAACAGUGCCCUUGUGCCACAGGUGGCAGCAAAGCAGCCAUCGCCCCGUAACAAUACAGCUCUGCACGUGUGCUGGCAUCGUGGUGUUACGAUUUGUCUCGAUGAUCAUCUGCGCUCCGGCAGAAAUCAAAUAUCUGGCUACCUGUUGCGAAAGUUUAAGAACAGUUCUGGCUGGCAGAAGCUUUGGGUCGUGCUGACAUCGUUCUGUCUGUACUUCUACAAGAGCUACUCCGAUGAUGCGGCUCUCGCAAGUUUGCCGCUGCUAGGGUACACAGUAGGACCGCCAGGAAUACAAGAUGCGGUGCAGAAGGAGUACGUUUUUAAGCUGUCGUUCAAAAACCACACCUACUUCUUCCGUGCUGAGAGUGAGCAUACGUACAAUCGAUGGAUGGAGGUACUGCGAAGUGCCACGCAAAUUCAGGAAUCCCGCUCGUCGCCUACAAUCAACUCGAACAAUCUUAUCAAUAACAACGCUAACAUCGAAUCUAACUAA